This is a messenger RNA of Pochonia chlamydosporia 170, 780 nucleotides long. Its product is annotated as dienelactone hydrolase. The coding region runs from base 1 to 780 and encodes 259 amino acids. The transcript has 3 exons. The record is from RefSeq and is a predicted model, not a curated record. Gene Ontology annotation, molecular function: hydrolase activity. Lineage: Eukaryota; Fungi; Ascomycota; Sordariomycetes; Hypocreales; Clavicipitaceae.
AUGGCAUCCACCAACUAUGCGCAUUGUUGCACUAGUGGCACUAUGUACUCAGGUAAACCGAAGGGUUACAUGACGAAAGUCAACGACAAAAUUGAUGCAUACAUCUCUGUCCCACCUACCACAAUCCCGCGUAAAGAUUCCGGUAUCUUGUAUCUCCCAGACGUAUUUGGAAUCUGGCAGAAUAGCAAACUCAUUGCAGACGAUUUCGCUGCCAAAGGGUACACCUGCGUAGUGGUUGACAUACUGAAUGGAGACCCAUUGACGCUGGACAAUGCUAAAGACAUCAAUUUUCCCAGCUGGUUGGCCAAGGGUACGUGUGGGAAUAAUCCCCAUGCACCCGAGUUUAUCGAUCCCAUUGUGCUGGCAGGUAUUGCCAUGAUGAGAGACUUGGGGUUCACGAGGAUUGGAGCUGUGGGCUAUUGCUUCGGUGCCAAGUACUCCAUCCGUCAUUUGCCAAAUGGAAUUGACUGCGCCUUCAUAGCGCAUCCGUUUGGCAUUGAAGAAGAAGAAGUUUCUGCAGUGACUAGUCCGGUAUCUGUUGCCGCCGCAGAGCAUGACACUGCAUUCACACUGGAGAAGCGUUACAUGAUGGAGAAACUACUACGCCAGUCGCAGCAAGCUUUUCAGAUUACCGUCUUUUCAGGAGUUGACCAUGGGUUUGCGGUCAGGGGGAAGCCGAAGUUGAAGGCUCACCUUUACGCUAGAGAGCAGGCGUUUCUUCAGGCUAUUGCGUGGUUCGAUUGUUAUUUGGAGGCACCAGCGCAAGCAGUUCACUUAUAG